This is a messenger RNA of Elgaria multicarinata webbii, 3851 nucleotides long. RefSeq names its product zinc finger protein 585A-like. The transcript is spliced from 4 exons. The coding region runs from base 1 to 3765 and encodes 1254 amino acids. The record is from RefSeq and is a predicted model, not a curated record. Gene Ontology annotation, biological process: regulation of transcription by RNA polymerase II. NCBI's taxonomy places the organism in Eukaryota, Metazoa, Chordata, Lepidosauria, Squamata, Anguidae. Gene Ontology annotation, molecular function: RNA polymerase II cis-regulatory region sequence-specific DNA binding; DNA-binding transcription factor activity, RNA polymerase II-specific.
AUGGAGCAAGUGGAACCAACUGGCCCAUCUUUGGGUAGAAGUCACACUCUCCAGUAUUACAAGGAGGAAAGAACAAGGCUAGGAAAUCAGCAAGCGUCGGAAAGUGAGAGGAAAAAUGACCCAGGGAAGAGGGGGAAUGAAGCUUCUGCCAGUGACCCGGAUGUCAAAGGCAGCUUCAAACAGAGCUCAAACCAUCAACGCCAAAUGGUGUGUGUAGGGGAGUAUAAGUGCUCAGAGUGUGGGAAAACCUUCAGCCGUAGCACCAACCUUCUGGUCCAUGAAAGAACCCACACAGGAGAGAAACCGUACGAGUGUUCCCACUGCAGGAGAACCUUCACCCACAGCUCGAACCUUCGGGCACACGAGCAAAUCCACGCGGGAGGCAAGCCGUACGCGUGCGCAGACUGCGGGCAGACCUUCUAUCACAGCUCAGGCCUUUCGGCGCACGAACGAAUUCACACCGGGGAGAACGUCCAUCGAUGCCCGCACUGCGAGAAAGUCUUCACGCGCCGCUCGGUCUUUAGGAAACACAUGAGGAUCCACACGGGAGAGAAACCUUUCAAGUGCCCAGACUGUGGGAAAAGUUUCUCUCAGAGGUGCAACCUUAGCAUCCACGAGAAGACCCACACGGGAGAGAGACCCUUUCGGUGUCGCGACUGCGGGAGAAGCUUCAGUCGGAAAUGCGAUCUCAUCGCGCACGGGAGGAUCCACACGGAGGAAGACCCGUAUAAGUGUUCCCACUGUGGGAAAAGCUUCUCCCAGAAGUCCAAUCUGGUGAUCCAUGAGAGGAUCCACACUGACGAGAACCCGUAUCCGUGCUCGCACUGUGGGAAGCGCUUCCGUCAGAAGGGAAACCUCAUGACACAUGUGAGGAUCCACACGGGAGAGAAGCCCUACCAGUGUACGGACUGCGGGAGGAGGUUCAGUCAGAAAGGCAGCUUGACAACGCACGAAAGGACCCACUCAAGGGAGAAAAGGUGGAAGCCGCCGGACGCAAGCCGGCAGAGGCAGACGGCGGAUGCAUCAUCCUUUGAGGAGGAGGCCUGCUCAUUUCACCGAGGAGCUCUGCUGGAUCUGGACGACGGGGAAGUCAUGUUGGAGAAUCAAGGAGACGUGGCCUCUCUGGGUGAUGUGCGGGAGAUGGCAAACGAAAAGGAAGCCCAUCAAGUGCUGGAGGAAAGUGAUAAGGGUCCAGAAAAUGGUGAGAAUCGAGAUGAAAUGGAGGAGCCAGAGGGAAAGCCAAGAAGUAAGGAGUGGGAUAAAUCCAGUGCUACUGUGGAUGAUAACUUCCCUGAAAUACCAGCCCUUCAAAAAAAACACCAGAGAAAGAGAAAUAAAGCAUGCCCUGAAUAUGGGGAAAGUUUGGUUCAUAAAUCAGCCCUUGAUAACCAUCAGAGAGCACACACAGGGGAGAAACCAUUUGAGUGUCUGGAAUGUGGAAAGUGCUUCAGUAACCGUGGGCACCUUACAUGCCAUCAAAGAAUUCACACAGGGGAGAAACCGUUUAAAUGUUUGGAGUGUGGAAAAAGCUUCAGUCGGACCACAAUCCUUAUGAGACACCAGAGAAUCCACACAGGGGAGAAACCAUUUGAAUGCUUGGAGCGUGGAAAGACCUUUAGAAAUAAUCCAGGCUUUACCAUCCACCGAAGAACUCACACAGGGAAGAACUCAUUUAAAUGCCUGGAGUGUGGAAGGAAUUUCAGUGGGAGCAGAGAACUUCGUUUGCAUCAAAGAAUCCACAUAAGGGAAAAACGAUUUGAAUGUCUGGAGUGUGGAAAGAGCUUCAGUCGGAGGGAUAGCCUUACCAUCCACCAAAAAAUUCACACAGGGGAAAACCAGUUUGAAUGUCUGCAGUGUGGAAAGAGCUUCAGUCGGAAGAAUAGCCUUACCAUCCACCAAAGAAUUCACACAGGAGAAAAACCAUACAAAUGUCUAGAGUGUGGGAAGAGCUUUAGUCAGAAUGGACAUCUUAUUUACCACCAGAGAAUCCAUAGAGGGGAGAAACCAUUUGAAUGUCUGGAGUGUGGAAAGACUUUUAGAGAUAGCGCAGGCCUCACCAGCCACCAAAAAACUCACACAGGGGAAAAACCAUUUGAAUGUCUGGAGUGUGGAAAGCCUUUUAGAGAUAACGCAGGCCUCACCAGCCACCAACAAACUCACACAGGGGAAAAACAAUUUGAAUGUCUGCAGUGUGGAAAGAGCUUCAUUCGGAAGAAUAGCCUUACCAUCCACCAAAGAAUUCACACAGGAGAAAAACCAUACAAAUGUCUAGAGUGUGGGAAGAGCUUUAGUCAGAAUGGACAACUUAUUUACCACAGGAGAAUCCAUACAGGGGAGAAACCAUUUGAAUGUCUGGAGUGUGGAAAAACUUUUAGAGAUAACGGAGGCCUCACCAACCACCAAAAAACUCACACAGGGGAAAAACAAUUUGAAUGUCUGGAGUGUGGAAAGAGCUUCAGUCGGAGGUAUAGCCUUAACAUCCACAAAAGAAUUCACACAGGAGAAAAACCAUACAAAUGUCUAGAGUGUGGGAAGAGCUUUAGUCAGAAUGGACAAUUUAUUUACCACCAGAGAAUCCAUACAGGGGAGAAACCAUUUGAAUGUCUGGAGUGUGGAAAGGCUUUUAGAGAUAACGCAGGUCUCACCUGCCACCAAAAAACUCACACACAGGAAAAACGAUUUGAAUGCCUGGAUUGUGAAAAGAGUUUCAGUCAUAGUGGAGACCUUCGUUUACAUAAAAGAAUCCACGCAAUGGAGAAACGGUUUAAAUGCCUUGAAUGUGGAAAGAGUUUUGGUAUGCGUGCUAACCUUAUCUCUCAUCAAAGAAUCCACACUGGUGAGAAACCAUAUAAAUGCUUGGAGUGUGGAAAGGAUUUCAGUAGGCAUCAUCACCUCAACUACCAUCAAAGAAUCCACACAGGGGAUAAGCCAUUUAAAUGCAUGGAAUGUGGAAAGAGCUUCCGUCAGAGUGGACAGCUUCGUAUUCACCUGAGAAUCCACACAGGGGAAAAGCCAUACAAAUGCCUGGUGUGUGGAAAGAGCUUCAGUGGCAGUGGAGAUCUUAGUAAACAUAACCGAAUCCACAGAGGAGAGAAAAUAUUUAAGUGUCUCGACUGUGGAAAGAGCUUCAGCCAGAGUGGAGCCCUGGCUGCACAUCAAAGAAUUCACACUGGGGAGAAACCAUUUGAAUGCCUGGACUGCGGAAAGAGCUUCAGCCAGAAACAAACCCUUACUGAACAUCACAAAAUUCAUACUGGAGAGAAAGCAUAUAAAUGUCUGGAGUGUGGAAAAAGUUUCGCUUGGAGCCAGCAACUUUUUCUACACCGAAGAAUCCACACAGGUGAGAAGCCAUUUAAAUGUUUGGAGUGUGGAAAGAGCUUUAGUCACAGUGGAGGCCUUAAAACACAUUACAGGAUUCACACAAGGGAAAAACCUUUUCAGUGUUUGGAGUGUGGGAAGACCUUUCGUCGGACUCAUCAUCUUACCUACCAUCAAAGAAUCCACUCAGGAGAGAAGCCAUUUAAAUGCCUGGAGUGUGGGAAAAAGUUCAGUUCAGGCCGUGACCUUACUGCACAUCACAGAACUCACACAGGAGAGAAACCAUUUAAAUGCCAGACGUGUGGAAAGAAUUUCAGUGAUAAAAGAAACCUUACUAAACAUCAAAGAAUGCACACAGGUGAGAAGCUAUUUAAAUGUCUGGAGUGUGGAAAGAGCUUCAGUCAGAAAGCAGGCCUUACUAAACAUUGUAGAGCCCACACAGAGUAGAAACCGUUUCAAUGUCUGGAGUGUGGAAAGGGUUUCAAGAAGAGCAUUCAGCUUACUUCAUAUUAAAGAAGCCACGCUGGACAAAU